CGGAUAUGGGCGCGGCCUUGAGGUGGAAUUGAAGGAUCCUCUACGGAGGUAGUUCGGGGAGGCGGAACAGGAUCUUUUUUUUUUUCUUUAAUUAUCAUGUGACGGGGUUCUGGAUUUCAUGGAGGGGGGGAAAAGUGUGGAAAAGGACAAGGAUCCAAACUGGCGACGUUCCGGAUCUCGGCGGCGCUGCCAGGGUGCGUGUCCCUUUUCUCCCGGCCCCGCAACAGCCUCUUUGCACUGUGUAAAUGAGAAUGUCCUUGGCUCAGAGAGUACUACUCACCUGGCUUUUCACAUUACUCUUCCUGAUCAUGCUGGUGUUGAAACUGGAUGAGAAAGCACCUUGGAACUGGUUCCUCAUCUUUAUUCCCGUCUGGAUAUUCGACACAAUCCUACUUGUCAUGCUGAUUGUGAAAAUGGCCGGGCGGUGUAAAUCCGGCUUUGACCCUCGCCACGGAUCCCACAACAUCAAAAAAAAAGCCUGGUACCUCAUUGCCAUGUUGCUGAAGUUGGCCUUCUGCCUCGCGCUGUGUGCUAAACUGGAACAGUUUACGACCAUGAACCUGUCCUUUGUCUUCAUUCCUCUGUGGGCCUUGCUGGCUGGGGCUUUAGCAGAACUGGGCUACAACGUCUUCUUUGUGAGAGAGUAACUUCUAACUUCUUG
Ochotona princeps (American pika) is the source of this 661-nucleotide messenger RNA. It is a transcript of the gene TMEM60, whose product is annotated as transmembrane protein 60. The coding region runs from base 246 to 647 and encodes 133 amino acids. Lineage: Eukaryota; Metazoa; Chordata; Mammalia; Lagomorpha; Ochotonidae. The transcript has 2 exons. The record is from RefSeq and is a predicted model, not a curated record.